This is a messenger RNA of Trichogramma pretiosum, 6916 nucleotides long. RefSeq names its product germinal-center associated nuclear protein (gene xmas). The transcript is spliced from 12 exons. NCBI's taxonomy places the organism in Eukaryota, Metazoa, Arthropoda, Insecta, Hymenoptera, Trichogrammatidae. The record is from RefSeq and is a predicted model, not a curated record. Bases 376 to 6387 code for a protein of 2003 amino acids. Gene Ontology annotation, biological process: mRNA export from nucleus. Gene Ontology annotation, molecular function: nucleic acid binding. Gene Ontology annotation, cellular component: cytoplasm; transcription export complex 2; nucleus.
GACACAUUUUUCUCGAUCAAUCACUUCUGUCGCUGUAAAAAUCAUUUGCUAGCAUAAACUUUUGGAAAAGUUGUUCAAUAAACGUAUGGACCAAUGCAAUUUAGAUAAAUUUGUUACAGUUGAUGAUUAUUCGUAAAAUUACAGUACCGGCAGAUUUAUCUGCAUGUUUGAUAUGUAAAGCAUACCUGAGGGUAUGUCACGUGACUCAUGCAGGUCAAAUUCGUUGAGAUCAAGUCCUUCAGUCAAGCGCGCGUCUGCAGAAUUUGUUUUUACUGUCGCACCAAGUUUAGGCGGAAGAGGUUAUAAGCAACGAUAAUGUAAAUAUCACUUGGUGUUUUUGAAGAAAUUUUAGUUCAAAUUUUUUUAAAAUUUAAGAUGGAUGGAAAUAUGCAAAUAGAUCCUGACCCAGAAGAUGACAAACGUGUUAGCCAAUUUAUCUUCUCCACGCCAACUAGCCCUGAAAAAAUAUCGAAUACAGGAUCAUUUUCCAAUAAUGUUUUUACGGGAUCAUCAAAAUCCACUGAAUCUUCUGGGUUUACAUUUGCGAAACCUGAUACAGUGGAAACAUCGGUUUUUAAUUUUUCUAAGCCCACUGUUUUUAGUAAUUCAGACAAUAAUGACACUUCCAUGUUUAGUAAACCUUCAAAUGAAGUCUCUCCAUUUGCAAAACAAGCUGUAAAUGAAAAUUCAUCUUUUACGAAUCCAUUCACAAAUACAGCUACGUCUUAUGCAAGAACUGUUGCAAGUGAAUCAUCUUUUGGGAAAUCUUUUGGAAGUAAUGCUUCUCCUUUUGCUAAAUCAAUUACAAGUGAGACUUCCGAUGUUACAAAACCAGCUACUAGUGAACCUUCUUUUGGGAAGUCAUCUGCAGAAUAUAACACACCAUUUGCAAAACCAUCCAUGAAUGAAGAUUCGCCAUUUGCAAAACCAUCUAUAAAAGAAGCUUCACCAUUUGUAAAACCAUCUAUGAAUGAAACUUCACCUUUUGCAAAACCAUCUACAAAUGAAACUUCACCAUUUGCAAAAUCGACAAUGAAUGAAGCUACACCUUUCGCAAAACCAAACAUGAAUGAAGCCUCAUUUUUUGCGAAACCAUCAAUGAAUAAAAAUUCACCAUUUGUAAAACCAACCAUGAAUGAAGCUUCACUUUUUGCAGAACCAAACAUGAAUGAAGCCUCACCUUUUGCGAAACCAUCAAUGAAUGAAAAUUCACCUUUUGCAAAACCAAACACGAAUGAAGAUUCACCUUUUGCAAAAUCAUCAAUGACUGAAAAUUCACCAUUUGUAAAACCAACCAUGAAUGAAGCUUCACCUUUUGCAAAACCAUCUAUAAAUGAAGAUUCACCUUUUGCAAAACCAUCUAUUAGUGAAUCUUUGCCUUUUUCUAAAUCAUCUCCAAGUACCAAGCCAAUUUUUGGAAAAUCAACUGCAGAUGAAACUUCUGUCUUUAGAAAAUCUUCAACAAGUGAAAUUUCUCCAUUUCUUAAACCCAGUUCAAAUGAAGCACCUUAUUUUACAAAAUCCUUUGGCAAUGAAGAUUCUGCAAUAAAAGAAACUGGAAAAACCCCAAUUCAUGCUCGUUUAUCCAAAAGAAGUGUAUAUCCAGAUGAGCCAAUUGUGAUAACAGAUGAUGAUACAAGUAGUUCAGAGACUACAUCAGAAAAAAGUCUUAAAAGAUCAAGUUUAAGAUCUAGAAGAACAUCUCGUUCAGAUCUUAAUGCUUCUGAUAUCAAAAGAACUUCAGCUUUUACACAGUUACAGAAAAAUUCUAGAAAAACAAGUGACAUUAAACUCGAUCUUGCUAAUUCAAUUACCUGUUCAGAUGUUCCAGAGUCUCUUCUUGUAAAGACUGUAGCAAAAGAGUAUUUUGAACAAUUUGGAAAUAUUUUGAAACUAACAAUUCGUCCACGAAGAAAAAUAAUUGUUGUUUACUUUUCUUCCAAAGUGACUGCGACCAAAGCAUUUGUAAAAUCAGGGAAUUUUCUAAACCAUGAAUUCAAAGUUGAAUGGACUAAACCAGAUUCAUUAUCUUCUAAACCUAAAAAAGUAGAAUCUUUAAAAAAGAGGAUUACUAGCUUCUUAAAUAUUGAUGAUGAUGUAAAAGAAGAAUUAGAAGCCUUGAAAGGGUUGGAAUAUAACAUGCCUGAACCAUCUUCACAUAUAAAAACAUCAAUAGCCAAAGCCAGAGUAAAAAAAGCUAUGGUGGUUGCCAAUAGAGAAGUUCCUAAGCGAUCAGGGUUAAUUUCAAAAUCAUCAUUGCUCAAACCUUCCAGACCAUUACUUAAAGAAAAAUCUAUUCCAAAGCCUUUGCCAAAAGCACAAGCUCCAGUUGAAGAAUCAAAACUAAAGUUUGUUACAUCAUUAUCUAUAGAUGAGCUAAAAAAACAAAUUCGUCAACCUGCACUGAGUUCCGAAGAUAAAUACAAGGUGCUUGAUGCUCGUGAUAAAUUAAUGCGUCUGAAACAAAAUAAACAAACCAGCCUGGCCACAGCUAAAAUAACUCAAGGCACCUGCCCUGAUAUGUGCCCUGAAAAAGAGCGUUACAUGCGAGAAUUUCAACGUCAACUAGCUACUUAUGAACAAAUGGAACCGGGUUCUUCUGAUUACAAAAUUAACCAUCUGACAGCUGUAAAGCAAUAUUCUCGUUCGUCGGCUGAUCAAGAAGAGCCUAUGGCACACGACCUUCGCCCUUUGAAAUCUUUGAAGAUGACUAUGAGCUAUUUACUGCAUGAGAUUUCAGACCUCUGUGAUAGUGACGAUGUGAGUCUGACUGAAUGGUAUCAUUACUUAUGGGACAGAAUGAGAAGUAUUCGUAAAGAUAUAACUCAACAAGAAUUGUGUUGUGUCGACACAGUUGAACUAGUGGAACAAUGUGCUCGAUUUCAUAUACUUUCCUCCGAGAGGCUGUGCGCGGAAGAAACAUCAGUCUUCGAUCCAAAAAUCAAUAGCGAAAAUCUGACAAAAUGUUUGCAGACACUGAAAUAUAUGUACUAUGACUUAAGAGAGGCAGGCAUAACUUGUAAAAAUGAACCAGAAUUCCGAGCUUAUGUUAUAUUGUUAAAUUUAAACAAUGGUUCUUUCAUUUCGGAUUUGAGCACGCUUCCUCCGAACAUUCAAAAAUCUGAUGAGGUGAAAUUUGCGCUAAACGUCUAUUCUGCAUUAGCGAUGGAUAAUUAUUCAAGAUUUUUCAAGCUAGUGAGGCAAACAACUUAUCUCAAUGGAUGUAUUUUAAUGCGUUACUUUAACCAGGUGCGCGUGAAAGCUUUGAACAUCAUGGUGAAAGCUUACUGUCGUACAUCAGCCAUCACAGAAUAUCCAUUAUACGAAUUAAUCGAUAUUUUGGGAUUCGAAGACGAAGACGAAGUUAAUCACUUUUGUAAUCAAACGGGGUUGAAAUGUGAUCGAGAAAAUCUGUACAUAAAACUUAAAAAAGACAAUUUUCAUCAUCCGGACGGUCAGAUCGAACAAGGACGAGCUUACAAUUUGAUAUUGUCUAAGAGACAAGCCAUCAAUCAAGCCGUUGGUCAAUGUAUAGCAGGUGGUGAAUGGCCAGAAAAAAUUCACAUCAAUCACGAACCUCAUAGUAGUUUUGAUGAUAAUGGCUACUUGUUGAGGGAUGCUUAUAAUGCUCAAGAUCAGGGUAAGACUGAUGCAUAUGAUAUGCUGGACGAGGAUGGUGACGUCGAGUUCUCGGAGGUCAAAGAAACAAAAAAAGUCGAGGAAAAGAAGACACCGAUUGUUAAUCAAACGAAUUCGGACUUUGCAUUCAAAGCGCAGCCAAUGCAACCUUCCACUUUUACCACUGCUUCUACAGCAAGUAAACCCAUUUUUGGUCAAUCUCAAUUUUCAACUCCGCCCAGCACCGCAUCGUUCAGAUCGCCCGAAAACAAAUCAUUCACGGCAUUUUCUACCCCGACACCAUCCGCAUUCUCGCAAUCUACCCAAGCAUCAACUUCAAUGUUUAAUUCAACGCUACCGCCUCAACCACAAUCAGCCAUUAUGACUCAAUUUAGUAACGCCAAUUCACCCUUCAACAUGGCCGUCAGCAAGGGCAUAUUUUCCGGCUAUCCCGCAUCUCAGACAAAUAUAUUCGCUGUGCAAUCCGCUUCAUCGAAAAUUACUACAAACGUCAGUAAUGCAACUAACGAGAGGCAAGACAAUAAGCGUCGUCAUGAAGAUAAAUUGAAUCAAAAUGAUUUGGAGGAAAAACGACGAAUGAUGGAUAGAGACGAGGAAGAAAGAAAAAGGCGCGAAAUCGAAGCCGCGAAAAAAGCCGAGUUAGAAAAACAACUCAGACUCGAACUUUUGAAUAAACGAGCUGUCGCUGAUUGCGAGAGAAUGCAAAAUGAGGUGCUUAAUGACAUGUGCUCGGAAAUCGUCCAAGCAGAAAUGGAGCGAAUCGCCCUUAUGGAUGCGUUGAGCUCAAAAAUAUUCAACGAUCUCGUUCAAGAGAUAUGCGAAUCUUUGCUCGACGAGCAGCUCUUCAUUCAGGACAUGCUGAUCGAGGUGGAACGUCGUACGAGAGAUCGACUGUGCCGCAAGUAUUUGCGCUGCUGGAGGCAGUGCAUCGACAAGAGGAGAUUGCACAGGAGGGAAGCCCUCGACAAUACGCCGGUUUGGCUGCAGAACGAGAGUCUCGAGGAAACUGCCAAAAAAAUGUACUGCCCCGAGAUGAAAAUUGCUGUUAAGUAUGCAAAAGACAACAGGAGGCGGAGUAAUCCGGAGGACAACAAUGUCACUGAUAGUGGCAGAACUCCAAAGCAAACGCCAAUCGAAUUCAUUGUAUGCGUGGGUCUCAAAGAAAAUGCGAAAAAUCUUGCCGAAGAGGUACAUUCCAAUGAUUACUGGAAAAUGGUCGUAUCGUGGCCUGUACUGGAAAACAAACUAAUUGUCUGGAGGCAUAAAAAACUCAUAAGCCAAUACUUGAGUCCUAGCGAUCCAACACAAGAGCCAAUCGUGAUUCAACACAAAUUCGCUGGAAACGAAAGUUUGACUAUGUGCAUUCGUCAGUUUGAGGGACUAUCGUUCGAGCACAGCCUAACAGGCACCGAUGCUCUGUUGCUAGUCUGCUGCGCAGACGAGGACAGUCGAUCGGUAGCUCGUCGACUCACCAAAGCUGUGGUAUCGCGCGAAAAAUUGCCUCCAGUGCCACUGGUUGUAUUGGUAUUCGGUGACGAUCAACUCGAAUGCAAUAGUCUCGACGUGGAUAGCCUUGUUGAACCCUUAUUAGAAUCUGGUCACAUCGGCGAGUAUACCGUAUUGAAAGAACGUUCCAGCAGUGAAGAAGUUGUCAUUCGAGUUUUGCAGAGUGCCACUCUCUGGUUAGCUAUCAAUCGAGCUUCACCAGUGCCAUUGCAGAUGGACUUCCUUCACAGAAUGCUCGAGGAUUGCAUAAGUGAUGAUCUGUGGCUCAAAAUUCAUAAUCACUUGGGAGCCAAUGAAAAGUUUAUUAAUCCGUUGAACGAUCCAAACUUUGUGAUAGAUCUGCAUAACGAAGCCAUCAAUCAUUUAGUAGAUAUUAUGCUUGAUCCAGAGUCACUUGCAUACACAGACUUUGCUCCUGAAUUAAAAAUCUACCUAGGUCAAAAUCAUUCACGAGCAUAUCCAUGUGGUUAUGAAUAUUUUGACAUUCUUUGGAAACAACCAGAAUACAGAGCCGAGCUUGAACGUCUGCUUUCUAGUUUUACUUUUCCUCGAUGGAAUUUCCCUUGGCCAAUCCAAGAUCCUCUUAAAUUGCACAAUGCCAUAUUAGCCUACAGUCGUCAAAUACUCUCGCAUGAAAGCUUAACCAUAGCUCGGGACGUUAUAAGCAAUUUGUAUCUAAUAUCUUCAUUUGAAGACGCUGAUUCGGAAAAUGAUGAAGAGAAUAAGAACGUGUGUCGACUCGACUGUUUUAGUGAAAUAUUAGUUCAUAUAGUGGAACGAAAGAUUGCAGAUUUGCCUUCAAAUGUUCGAGUUGUUUACAACAAGCAUCACAUACAGAAUUUCCGUAAAUUGCCCUGGUGGUAUAAAUCGAAUGUACUACUGAAUUAUCUCGAAAAUCAAGAGGAUGAGGGUGCUUACGAAAUUACUGAAGAAACAGAUCACGUUACAACAAGUCAGAUUGAGCAAAAAAAAUCAGUCUCUUCUGUUGCAUCAGAAGCAGAUGACGACGAAUUCCACUACGACUUUGAACUAAUAAACGAGUUGGAACAGAGUAUUCACGAAGUUCAAGUGGAACGACCAAUUCAAAUAAUGGAAGAUGAAGUAAAAGAGCAGAACGCAGAUUUCGACGAUAUGACCGAAAAUUUCGAACGUUUAUUAGAGGAGCAGCGUAAACGAAACGACGAAUUUGAAGCCAAGCUUAAGAAAAUAAUAGAAGAUGACGUUAUCGGUGGUACCAGCUGAUCUUUGGCAUUAUGUGUGCUUUGGUUCAGCAGCAAUAUUCAGUUUUUAUAUUUUUCUCGUGAUGUGACUUUUGCUAGAAAGUUUAAUUAAAAAUGUAUUGAACAAUUAAGCUUAAUUAUAGAUCGAAUCCAAGCUCAGGCUUGUAGAUUAGGUCAAUCUACGAGAGUGAAAUUUUAUGGACAAUUACUUUUAGGUUUAAUGAUGCAGCCAUUUUUAUAAUUUGCCUUUUUUAAUCGUGGUUUUGUAAAUACCAAGAUUUACCAAUACAAAAAUGUGCAGAAAAGCAAGACCUCAAGAAACAACAAAAUUAUGCCACCAUGCACAGAGUCAAGUAGUAGCUGUGCUACUAGUAAUUUAUGGUUAACAAAGCCUGGCAUGAGGUAAUGCAAAAGAAGUAUUCCUUAUCCAAGGAAUAAGAUUAAUAGGAGAAUCAUCUUGUGAAACUAUAAUUUUAUCAUAACCAAAAUAACUUUGGUAUUAAUUAUGUGUGAUUAUUUGUAAAUAAAUAUAAAUCGUAAAUGCAAAUGAA